Molecule: messenger RNA, 1065 nt
Organism: Penicillium bovifimosum
Lineage: Eukaryota; Fungi; Ascomycota; Eurotiomycetes; Eurotiales; Aspergillaceae
Gene: pex20
Product: protein pex20
Exons: 3
Coding region: 1-1065 (354 amino acids)
Biological process (GO): protein import into peroxisome matrix, docking
Cellular component (GO): cytosol; peroxisomal membrane
Source: RefSeq, a predicted model, not a curated record
AUGGGUGAUGCGCUGUGCGGGCCGUCGAAUGCGCUUCAGAACUUCCAGAAGCACACAUCUGUUGAUCGAACCCUUCAACAAGACCGAUUGACUUCGCGUCAAUCACCUGCUCAGGGUUUCCGAUCUCAGAACCGCCAAGAGGGAAUACUUGACCCCGAGUUCGCUGCAUUCGAAGGAAACUUAGGUGGCCCUGCACUGCCCGACUUACAACAUCCCGCCCACUUCGGCGCACCCAUACACCAUGCUGCGGCACAACGUCCUGCAGCGCAACAUCCGGGCAACGCCGGUUGGGCGGCAGACUUCCAGAACUUGCAAAUCUCAGGGCCCUCACAUCCUGUAGCACAACUACAAAGGCCAAAUGUUGCACCGGCGGCGACACAUGGCGGGUGGCACUCGGAAUUUAUGAAUCAACAUCGAGCGCCAGUCCCCCAGGCCCAGCAAACCCCGCAAAUGCAUGGUGCCUAUCAGCCAUCCUUUGCACCAAGCUUCCCGAUGUAUGGCUCCGCUAUGAAUCAGAUGCAGAUGCAACCGCAGGGUAUGCAAAGCAUGCAGCAAGCCCCCGCACAGCAAUUCGAUGAAUCCGCCUUUGAGGCUGCGUUCGACCAAGCACGGGCGGAUCUGGAGUUGCAAGCCACAGAUGUUGAUCAUAAAGAUACCCAGCAGAACCUGAAGGAAGCUCCUGAAGCCGAAGUUGUUGAGUCAGUCAUGCAACAGGAGAUCCGAGUUGGCUCGGAUCUCAUUCCUCAGAGCGAUAAGCAGGAUCCGCAAAACCGGAGUCGGGAUGGAGACGAACUAGCGCGGACAGCAGGACAACUGCUCGACAGCGUGCGCAAUGAACAGAAUCAAAAGUUCCAACAGAGCAAUUUCCUGGCUUUGAUGCGGCGGAUUCGGGAUCGCGAGGUGGAAGUUGAAGGGGAUGCUUUUCGCGAAACGGCGCAGUCUCUCCACCCAGGUGGGCCAUACUACCCGGGUCAACCCCACUCCAACCUCCCGGGUUCCGAUGUUCCGUCUCACAGUAAGGAGUCACCCACCCUACCGGUAGGGUCUGGUGCCCUGCGUCCAUGA